UGCCCACUGUGCGUGCCAGCGCCAAGUUGCACCCACACACGGUUUUCAUCGCCGUGUCCACCGCUCAGCGCUUUUAACCACAGUGUCCCACUCUCUCACCCAGUUUUGAGAAAAAAUUACAUCGUCGCUUCUGAGCCGUCCGCGUCAUCCAACCAUAAUGUCCAAGAGGGGCCCGCCAUACGCUACCCUCCUCUUUGCCUGCUCCUUGUUUAUCUCUGUAGAAAGUAUACCCCACGGUACGGCCCUGCUCAGAAAACGAGCAGUCCCAGAAAUAGGCGGUUCACAAGGAGGUUUCAUCGGGCUCGUCGUCGGUCUAAGUGUGCUCAUUCUCAUCUGCUGCAUCGCAGUCUUCUUUCUCCUCCGCAACUACGAACCCUCCGAACAAGAACGUGCUGCACGCCGUGAGCGCUACCGCAGUCACCGCGACCACCAAGAAUACGAUUCAACAGCUGCCUCGGCAGGGCUCAGCUCCUUUGGGGACAAGCUCCGCGGGAUGUGGGCAGAUAGGCGCAGUAGCGGGAGUAGGAGCAGAAGUGGCGGACGACGAGGUGGGCGUGGUUGGAUCCAAGCUGGCUCGGGUGACGAAUGGGAGACUGAUUCAGAUCACGGUGAAGGGCGUGGGGCACAGCAGCCCAUGCAGCCCUUCUCCAGGCCUUUGCAAGAGGGCCCAGAAAUGGACUCACCGCUAUCGGAUGGGGAGUCAUUUACACCGAUCCAUUAUGGGGAUCCGUAUGCAAAAGGCUCAUUGCAGGUGACAUCGCCACAGCGGGUGACUUUUGCGCGUUCGCAGUCGCCGCUGUCUCAAUCGAGCUCACCUAUGUCCCCUGGAUCACAUCGAGAUGCAAGUGUGGAUGACGAAGAGGUGCGCCCGCCUGACCACCGUCAUUUCUCUACACAAUCUUCAACAUCAGUGCGGACUUUCGAGGGAGGCACAAAGUUUAUUGAGUCGCUCUAGCUUGUGAUAGUUUUUCUUAUGUUUUGCCUUUGUUCAGACGUGUGUUGUCCUCUUUCAUCUUUUGCUCUCAUCGCCCACGUAUACUCACCACACAUAUUGUAUCAUUCGGACGCUCAUACGUGCGGUUUUUCUUGCAUGCUCUCUUGCAAUGUAUCUUUAGUGAUACUCCUGCUACUCCCCCGCUAAAUGCAUAUUAAUCUUGAUCUACCACGGACCUUUGGCACCGCACAAUCUUGGUUCCAGCUGGAGACAUUUUACAGAAAAUCAUAAUGUGGGGUGGGGGUCAGCAAUUCACCACCAAGUAACACGUUCAUUGGACACCUGACAAUCGGCU
Suillus clintonianus is the source of this 1289-nucleotide messenger RNA. RefSeq lists its product as uncharacterized. NCBI's taxonomy places the organism in Eukaryota, Fungi, Basidiomycota, Agaricomycetes, Boletales, Suillaceae. The record is from RefSeq and is a predicted model, not a curated record. Bases 158 to 955 code for a protein of 265 amino acids. The transcript has 2 exons.